Molecule: messenger RNA, 1311 nt
Organism: Corylus avellana
Lineage: Eukaryota; Viridiplantae; Streptophyta; Magnoliopsida; Fagales; Betulaceae
Source: RefSeq, a predicted model, not a curated record
AUGAAAGAUGUCAAUCUUGCUCUGAUUGCUAAACUUGGUUGGAAAAUAUUUUCAAACUUUGACUCUCUCUGGGUUCGACAACUCUCGGCGAAGUAUAUUAAAUAUGGAAACUUCUUUUCUUCACCAAUCGCACCCUCAGCUUCAUGGUUAUGGAAAGGAAUUCAAAAGAGCAAGCCUCUUUUGCUUUCUGGAGCUUGUCUUCAAGUAGCAAAAACAUCAUCGCUUCCUAUGUGGACUUCUGCUUGGAUUCCCAUUAUGAAAGACUUCAAACCAGUUCCGAGGUUUCCUUGUAAUAGAAUUCAGCCUUCUUUGUGUAUUUCUGACCUGCUUCAACAAUCUUCAUUGCAAUGGAAUCUGUCUACGAUAUCAGCUAUUUUCGAUCAAGCCACUGUUGCAGAAAUUUUGAAGAUCAAAAUCUCCUUGAAUCCAAUACCACAAUAUCUCUGGACUCCUUCUUGCUCAGGAAAAUUUACUUCACAUUCGGCUUAUCUCUUCAUCAUUAAUGCUCGUUCUCUCCUAGUUUCUAUUCAGCUAGAUUGGAUGAGUUUUUUGCCCCCAAAUAAUUCCUUGAACCAUUGCCCUUUAUGCAAAUCUGCUUUGGAUUCGCUGCAACAUCUAUUUUUCAAUUGCAUCUUUGCUCGAGUUGUGGGGCGGAAUUCUUUUUGGCCUCUUGACUCUUCUGCUCUAAACUUCUCAAACAUGGUUGAUUGGAUAAAUGUGAUUCUUUCUCCUAGUAUAUCUCUAGCCAUUCCACCAGCUGAUCAUCAUAAAUUCCAGAUCUUUACUUCUGUACCAUGUGAUCUUUUAUGGUUCUAUCGCAACAAAGCCUAUCAUGAGGGGAAAAUUGUUGAUGCUCGUUCCAUCUCUACCCAUAUCAACAAAAUUACUUUGGAACAUUUUCAUGCAUGGAAUAUUACGUCUUCUCUCACAAAAGAAAUUUGGACUCCUCCAUCUGUGACUUGGUUUAAGAUUAACUUUGUUACAGCCAUUAAAGAUUCUUUUUCUGUUCAAGCAGUGGUCUGUCGAGAUUCCAAUGGCACUAUUAUUCGGAUUCUCUCUCAAAUUAGUCUGGCUUGUCUUUCUAAUUAUGGGGAAGCUCUUGCAGCUCAAUUGGCAGUUUCUCUAGCUUCUUCACUUCAUAUUGGUAAAUUUAUUAUAGAAGGCGAUUCCCAAGUUGUCAUUCUGGCUCUCCAGCAGCCCGCUCUUUCUCUUGAUCGGUGGAUUUCUUCCAUUAUUUCGGAUACCAUUGACUCUAUCCCAGCAUUUUCCUUUGGGGAAGUUAGGAAAGUCACCAGAAAUGCAAACUUCUAA